AUGUCAGUGAUUAGAAACAGAUCCAGCUCUUUUGAAAGACAAAGCUCGGAUAGUUCCGAUAGGGGAUCUACCCGUGAAUAUGGCAAUGGUGAUGAAGUUACUGGUAAUGAUUACGAAGAGAUUGCUCGGAUUGUGACAGAUUCUCAUAGUCAAGAGGAAGGUGGUGUACUUCAUAAAUUGGAAACAUUAUCUAAGCAGUUAUCCAGAAGAACUGCAAAGGACGGCCCUUUUGAAAUUGAUCCAAAUGAUUUUGAUCUGAAAAGAGUUUUAGGUGCAUUUUUUAAGUCUGCAGAUGAACAAGGUAUCCAUUUAAGGUCAACUGGUGUUGUUUUAAAAGACGUUACUACAAUAGGUGUUGAUGCUGCUUCAAGUUUUGCACCAACUGUUGGAGAUUUGGCCUUAUUUCCAAUAACUAUGUUUCAAAAAUUGAAAGCUUUAAGACAUAGGAAAACAAGGAAACUGAUCAGAAAUGUCAAUGGUGUCGUUGAGCCUGGUGAAAUGUGCUUAGUUUUAGGUAGACCAGGUGCUGGUUGUUCCACCCUUUUAAGAACAAUUGCAGGUGAACAUGAUCAGUUCAUUGGUGUUGAUGGUGAAGUUCAUUAUGACCAUAUCUCACAACAUGAGAUGAUGAAGAAAUAUAAGAGUGACGUUAUAUACAAUGGUGAAUUAGAUAUCCAUUAUCCCCACUUGACUGUUGAUGAAACUUUCAGAUUUGCCAUAGCAUGCAAGACUCCCCAUACUAGAAUAAACGAUGCUUCUAGAGAGCAAUAUGUUACUGCUGUUAGGGACUUGUUGGCAACUGUUUUUGGGUUAAGACAUACCUACAACACUAAAGUUGGUAAUGAGUUUGUUAGAGGUGUAUCUGGUGGUGAACGUAAAAGGGUUUCAAUUGCCGAAGCUUUAGCUACAAAAGCUACUGUUUAUUGUUGGGAUAACGCUACAAGAGGGUUAGAUGCUUCAACUGCCUUAGAAUAUGCUCAAGCUAUUAGAACUUCAACAAAUCUUUCCAAAUCAGUUGCAUUCAUUACUAUUUACCAAGCUGGUGAAAACAUUUAUGAAACUUUUGAUAAGGUUACUAUUCUAUAUGAUGGUCGUCAAGUUUACUUUGGUCCAGCUGAUCAAGCUAAAGACUAUUUUGAGCGUAUGGGGUUUCAAUGCCCACCUCGUCAAGCAACUGCUGAAUUUUUAACUGCAAUUACUGAUCCAUUGGGAAGAUACCCAAAGCCAGGAUUUGAAAAGAAAGUUCCAGAAAGUGCUGAUGAUUUUGAAAGGUAUUGGCACAAUUCACCUGAAUAUAAGAAAAUGAUUAAUCAGAUCAAUGAUUAUGAACAAAAGACUGAUGCUGCUAAAACCAGAGAAAUCUAUGAUAAAUCACUAUCACAAGAAAAACCAAGAGCUCAUUACCGCUACACCAUCAACUACUUCCAACAAUUGAGAUUAUUGACAAAAAGAGGGUUUCAACGUAUUUAUGGUGAUAAGGCUUAUACCAUUACCCAAACAGUUGCUGCAACUAUCCAGGCUUUGAUUUGUGGGUCAUUAUACUAUAAUACUCCAUCAUCCACCAAAGGUUCUUUUUCAAGAUCAGGGACAUUGUAUUUCUUGAUUUUAUAUUUUUCAUUGAUGGGGUUAGCUGAGAUUUCAGGCCAAUUUACUGAACGUCCAAUAUUGCUUAAACAGAAAUCAUACUCUUUUUAUCAUCCAUCUGCUGAGACUAUUGCAGCUACAAUGACAAAAUUUCCUUUUAAAUUUUUAUCAAUCACCAUAUUAUACCUUAUAACUUAUUUUUUAUCAAAUUUGACUCGUGAUGCAGGGAAAUUCUUCUUGACUUUCUUAUUCAUGGUGUUAUCUUCUGAGACUAUUACAGCUUUAUUUCAAAUGGUUGCUGCACUGUCUCAAAAUGUUGCAGGUGCCAAUGCUGUUGCAGGUGUGUUAAUGUUGGCCAUUUCUUUGUAUUCGUGUUAUGUGAUCCAAUUGAAAUCUAUGCAUCCUUGGUUUAAAUGGAUUUCCUAUAUCAAUCCAAUCAGAUAUGGGUUUGAAAACAUGUUGGCUGAUGAAUUCCAUGGUCGUAAGAUGGAUUGUGGUGGUACUUUAGUCCCUAGCGGUGAUGGUUAUGAAAACGUUGAUAGUGCCAAUCAAGUUUGUGCAUUCACAGGAUCUGAAACUGGUCAGAGCUGGGUUUCUGGUGAUAGAUAUCUUGAGAUACAAUUCAAUUUCAAGUAUUCCAAUCUAUGGAGAAAUUUCGGUAUAGUUAUUGCAUUCUUUGUUGUGUUUUUGGCCAUUAAUGCUAUUUCAACAGAAUUUAAAAGACCAGUCAAAGGUGGUGGAGAUCACCUAUAUUUCAAACGUGGUGGGAAAUCAUCAGAUAAGAUUCUUAUGCAACAUGGAUCUAAAAAUUCAGAUAUUGAAACCGGUGUAACAAAUUCACAAGAUAAUGAUUUGAAAUCAAGUAAUUCAUCAGAUGAAUUGGAUGUUUUUGAAGGAUUAGGUUCAAAAUCUAUAUUCGCCUGGAAGAAUGUUGAUUACGUGAUUCCAUAUAAAGGUAGCACAAGAAAGUUAUUGGAUAAUGUUCAAGGUUAUGUCAAACCAGGCACUUUAACUGCCUUAAUGGGUGAAUCUGGUGCUGGUAAGACUACAUUGUUGAACACUUUGGCACAACGUAAUGAUAUUGGUACAGUCACAGGAUCAAUAUUAGUGGAUGGUAAACCAUUAGAUACUUCUUUCAAAAGAUCCACUGGCUAUGUCCAACAACAAGAUUUACAUAUUGCUGAAAUGACUGUGAGAGAAUCUUUACAAUUUGCAGCUCGUUUACGUCGUCCAAAAUCUGUUCCGGAUUCUGAAAAAUUAGAAUAUGUUGAAAAAAUCAUCAAAAUCUUGCGUAUGGAGACGUAUUCUGAAGCUAUUAUUGGUACUUUAGGUAGUGGAUUAAAUGUUGAACAGCGUAAGAAGUUAUCCAUUGGUGUUGAAUUAGUUGCUAAACCAUCAUUAUUGUUGUUUUUAGAUGAGCCAACUUCUGGUUUAGAUUCUCAAAGUGCUUGGGCUAUUGUCCACUUGUUAAGAAGACUAGCACAAGCUGGUCAAUCAAUCUUGUGUACCAUUCAUCAACCUUCAGCUACAUUAUUUGAAGCAUUUGAUAGGCUAUUGUUACUUGAAAAAGGUGGAAAGACUGUAUAUUUUGGUGAUAUUGGUCAUAAUUCUAGGGUGUUAUUAGAUUAUUUUGAAAGAAAUGGGGCAAGACCUUGUGAAAAUAAUGAAAAUCCAGCUGAAUAUAUCUUGGAAUCAAUUGGUGCUGGUGCCACUGCACAAGUUGAAGAGGAUUGGUAUGAUAAAUGGUGUAAAUCUAAAGAAUUUGAAAAAACAACUAAGGAAAUUCAAGCAUUGAUGCAAGAAGGUAGGGAUCUUCCAGAGAAUGAUGGGGCUGAGAAAAGUGAAUUACACAAGACUUAUGCCUUACCAUAUUGGGAUCAACUUUAUUAUGUUGUGAAAAGAAAUGGUACACAAUUUUAUAGAGAUCCUCAAUAUAUUGGAUCCAAGUUUUUUCUUUUGAUUAUCGGUGGAUUAUUUGUUGGUUUUACAUUUUGGAGUUUGAAUGAUACAAUUAUUGGUAUGCAAAAUGGUAUGUUUGCAGUUUUUUUAGCCAUUAUUAUAUCUGCACCAGCAACAAAUCAAAUCCAAGAAAGAGCUGUUGCAUCAAGAGAAUUAUUCGAAGUUAGAGAAUCCAAAUCGAAUACUUUCCAUUGGUCAACUUUGUUGAUUGCACAGUUUGUUAAUGAGAUUCCAUAUCAUUUAGUUUCUGGUGCUAUGUUUUUCUGCUGUUUGUAUUUCCCAUUAAGGAUUGAUAAUGAAGCAAGCAGAUCAGCUGUUUGGUAUUUAAACUAUUCCAUAAUUUAUCAAUUUUAUUAUAUUUCAUUGGGGUUAUUUAUUGUUUACAUGUCACCAGAUUUAGCCUCAUCAAAUGUUAUCACUGGGUUGUUUCUUGCAUUUAUGAUUUCAUUUUGUGGUGUUACACAACCGAUGUCAUUAAUGCCAGGGUUUUGGCACUUUAUGUGGAAAGUUUCACCAUUAACUUAUGUGAUUCAAACUUUAAUGGCAUUAGUCUUACAUGAUAAACCUGUUAUUUGUGCUAAAGAUGAAUAUAGUUAUUUUGAACCACCUUCAGGUAUGACAUGUCAAGAGUUUGCAGGUGCAUAUGUUGAGAGGGAACAUGGUUAUUUGUUGAAUGGUAAUGGUACUUCUAAUUGUGCUUAUUGUAAAUAUAGUGUUGGUGAUGAUUAUUUGAAAAGUGUUAGUGUUAGUUAUAGUUAUGUUUGGAGAAAUUUUGGGUUUAUGUGGGUUUAUAUUAUUUUUAAUAUUUGUGCAAUGUGUGUUUUAUACUACAUAUUCCGUGUUAUUAAUAUCAAUCCAGUUGAUUCUAUAAAGAAAAAAAUUGAAUCUCAAAAACUGAAAAGAGAGAAGAAGAAGUUGAAAAGUUCUGAAGAGUGA
This is a messenger RNA of Hansenula anomala, 4479 nucleotides long. RefSeq lists its product as uncharacterized. NCBI's taxonomy places the organism in Eukaryota, Fungi, Ascomycota, Saccharomycetes, Phaffomycetales, Wickerhamomycetaceae. The coding region runs from base 1 to 4479 and encodes 1492 amino acids. Gene Ontology annotation, cellular component: membrane. Gene Ontology annotation, molecular function: ATP binding; ABC-type transporter activity; ATP hydrolysis activity. Gene Ontology annotation, biological process: transmembrane transport. The transcript has a single exon. The record is from RefSeq and is a predicted model, not a curated record.